Haliotis rufescens (red abalone) is the source of this 2917-nucleotide messenger RNA. RefSeq names its product deleted in malignant brain tumors 1 protein-like. NCBI's taxonomy places the organism in Eukaryota, Metazoa, Mollusca, Gastropoda, Lepetellida, Haliotidae. Gene Ontology annotation, cellular component: membrane. The record is from RefSeq and is a predicted model, not a curated record. The transcript is spliced from 16 exons. The coding region runs from base 348 to 2885 and encodes 845 amino acids.
UUUACAUAACUUACCUGAAAAGUAAAAUGUUAUGUUACUGUUAAAUAACUGGUUAGUAUAACGCCCAAAUAUGAUAACGGAAGUCUAGUAGUAAUAACAUACCAUACCAUUCUAAUGAUAAAACGUUAUCCUUUCAAGAAUGGAUAUAUAGACUGACUGAUGCGACAUCGCGCCCUGACGUAUGACGCAGUUGGGAGAUACGGGUAUCUUGAUCUGGUUAUCACCGAGAACCUUUGUACCUAAAUAUGUGACUACCUAGCUUGCUUAUUCGCGCAAACACUAUUGUUCGUUGAUGUGCACAUUGCUGUGAAUCUCUGUGACUCUAACUGUUACCCUGUCCACUGAGUAUGCCUUACCGCACCGGCUGCACACAACUCACAGUGCUGUUACUGUCGUGGCAUCUCAUACAAGGGCAACAAGAGAACGACUUGAAACUCGUCCCACUAGAUUUAGACCAGCAAUCUGCAGGACGCCUGGAAAUCUACCAUAACGGCACUUGGGGAACAAUAUGUGAUGACACCUUUGAUAACAACGCUGCCACCGUGGUCUGUCAUCAGCUGGGGUAUACAGGUUCUGUCUUUACACCCCAUGGAGGAUCUUACUAUGGUCCAGGUGGAGGGGUCAUUUGGCUGGAUGACUUUAGCUGUACUGGAAGCGAGGCUAGGCUGACAGAUUGCCUUCUCAAACCCUGGGCUGUCACCAGCUGUAACCACAACAACGACGCGGGAGUCGACUGUGAUCCAGACAUGGACACAGACAUACCUGUCCAGAUAAUAGGUGGCCCUUCAGGGCUGAUGGGUCGUGUGGAGAUCCAGCACCAGGGCCAGUGGGGUACGGUCUGUGACGACGAGUGGGAUGACAAGGAUGCUGCCGUCGUGUGCAGACAAAAGGGAUUCUCCAAUGUAUACGCUGUGCCACUGACCAACUCCUAUUUCACCAACGGCUCGGGGGUUCCCAACCAGCCCAUCUGGCUAGACGACGUACGGUGCACAGGGAGCGAGGCCGGCCUUGGAGCCUGCGGUCACAAGCCUUGGGGAUCCAGCAAGUGCCACAACACUGAGAAUGCAGGGGUCAUCUGCCUUCCGAUGCCAUCGAGUGGAAUUGGGCUUAAAAUACGACUGUCAGAUGGCCUAGACCAAUACGAGGGCCGCGUGGAGCUGCAGGUAUACGGUCUGUGGGGCACUGUGUGCGACGACAGCUUCGACACAAGGGAAGCCAGUGUUGUCUGCAGAAUGUUGGGAUACACUUCAGGAAGUGUGUUGGGCGGCGGCAUGUACGCAGCAGGGAGCGGGCCAAUCUGGUUGGAUGACAUCGUCUGUAAUGGCACAGAAGCAUCUGUAGACAAUUGUACCCACCAUCCCUGGGGCGUUAACGACUGUUCACAUAAGGAAGAUGUCGCUGUCAAGUGCCACCCCAAGCAGAACACCACAGUGCAGGUCCGUCUGGCCGGUAAGACCCCAGAGGGUCGUGUGGAGGUGCUUCAAGGCAAUGUGUGGGGGACUGUGUGUGACAAUCACUGGGACUCGGCAGACGCUGCUGUGGUCUGCAGGAUGCUCAAACUACCAUUUGGUAAUGCUGUGCCCAUUUCAAAAGCGGGUUACGGUCAGGGCACGGGACCAGUCGUGUUGGGUAAUGUGGACUGCGUGGGCACUGAGGCAGAUCUUGGAUUGUGCAAGUUCCCAGGAUGGACAGUUAACCAGUGUAAUCAUUCUCAUGAUGCGGGAGUCAUUUGUCAGUCAGCAACUGCCAACAUGACAGCUGUCCGUCUGAAUGGAGGAGCCAAGAUGUCCGAGGGCCGAGUCGAAGUUCUCUACAACAGCACCUGGGGCACGGUGUGCGACGACAACUUCGGCGGAAAUGAAGCUGCGGUAAUCUGUCGGUCGCUAGGAUACAAUGCAUCUGGAUCUGUAGCAGUAUCGCAAGCAGCAUACGGCCCUGGCACGGGGCCAGUGUGGCUUGGUGAUCUCCAGUGUCGGGGAACAGAGACGAACCUCAACCAGUGCGGGCACAGGGGCUGGGGACGAUCGAACUGUCGACAUAAUGAAGAUGCGUCAGUCAUGUGCUCACAUGGCUCCACAACAGGGGACAAGGUCACGGUACGGUUGGUUGGUGGUGAUGUGAGUUCCGAGGGCCGGGUUGAGGUCCACUACAAUGGGUCUUGGGGGACUGUUUGCGACGACUCUUGGAGCAAUAUGGACGCUCAGGUCGUCUGUCGGAUGCUCGGACUUCCUGCGGAUUGGGCAAUGGCCAGGAUCAAAUCAUUCUUUGGUCAAGGACGCCUUUCUACUUUACUUGACGAUGUUAAGUGUGACGGGUCCGAGUUGUCUCUAGGAGAGUGCCCCCACUCCCCCUGGGGAGUGAACAACUGCAAUCACGGGGAGGAUGCCGGAGUGGUCUGUUUGGCAGCAGCAUCAAACGUGACGGCCCGCCUUGUGAAUGGAACGUCUACAUCGAAUGGUCGCGUGGAGGUGUUCUUCAACAACACAUGGGGCACUGUGUGUGAUGAUAGGUUCGGGAACAAGGAAGCAGGAGUUGUCUGCCAUAUGUUAGGAUUUGAGAGGCUGGGCAGCAUAGCGAUUGGUAACGCCCACUUUGGACAAGGCUCUGGUGGUGUGCUGCUUGAUAAUGUUAUGUGCGUUGGCACUGAGGACAAUAUUGCUCAAUGUCUAAGCAACGGUUGGUACAUCACGCACUGCCAACACAAAGACGAUGUUAGUGUUCUCUGUAGUGAAGAUGUUCCCAAACUGCGUCUUGCCGAAGGUCCAAAUAAAUUUCAAGGUCGUCUUGAGAUGGAAGUGGCGGGUACAUGGGGAACAAUCUGUGAUGACAACUUCUCGUACACCGCCGCAGCUGUUGUCUGCCGUCAGAUGGGAUUACCAUUGUAAGUACUCUGUAUACAGUUUACACAUCUCACAAA